AUGUUUCCUAAGCAGGGGGAAAAAAAUUUGUGGUACGAAACUCAGGAAGCUCCGCUAAAUGACGAUAACAGCGAACAGUAUAGUAGCGGAAGCAGCGGUGAGAUUAGCGACGACGGCGAACCCAAGGAAGAGGAAGCACUACGUGGUCAGGGAGGCAUACAGUUAACUUCGCGAAGUCGUGCUCGCAAUUCUCAUCAUCUUUAUCGUGUUAAACGGGACGGAUACCAGAUGAAAAAUGGAGGAGGGACUUUGCGAAAAAGACAUCAUAUUCUCUCAAAAACCGCUGCUUUUUCCCGUUCACAUCCAACUAUAUCAGCACGACAAAAACAGCUGUUUAACUGGGGGAAGCUACCAUGGGCUAAUGAAAAAGAAAGGAAUGGUUUAAGUGCAAAAGUAUCUGGAGAUUUUGGUUAUUGA
Molecule: messenger RNA, 417 nt
Organism: Enterobius vermicularis (human pinworm)
Lineage: Eukaryota; Metazoa; Nematoda; Chromadorea; Rhabditida; Oxyuridae
Source: the annotation of a GenBank genome assembly